This is a messenger RNA of Ustilaginoidea virens, 3045 nucleotides long. RefSeq lists its product as uncharacterized. Gene Ontology annotation, molecular function: sodium:proton antiporter activity. The transcript is spliced from 2 exons. The coding region runs from base 1 to 3045 and encodes 1014 amino acids. The record is from RefSeq and is a predicted model, not a curated record. Gene Ontology annotation, biological process: intracellular potassium ion homeostasis; sodium ion export across plasma membrane; regulation of membrane potential. Gene Ontology annotation, cellular component: plasma membrane. Lineage: Eukaryota; Fungi; Ascomycota; Sordariomycetes; Hypocreales; Clavicipitaceae.
AUGGCCUGGGAACACCUCGACAUCACCAAGCCGCACUUGGUGUACAUCAUCCUCGGCGGCUUCACCUCCCUCUUCAUGCUUUGCUCCUCCUUCAUCAAGGAGCGCAUGUACAUUGGCGAAGCCACCGUUGCCACCCUGUGCGGCGUCAUCUUCGGCCCUCACGCCGCCAACCUGAUUGAUCCCAACUCGUGGGGCAACGCCGACAUUGUCACCGUCGAGUUUUCCCGCAUCGUCCUCGUCGUCCAGUGCUUCGCCGUCGGCGUCGAGCUGCCCAAGUACUACAUGGAGAAGCACUGGAAGUCGGUCGUCUUCCUCCUGGUCCCCGUCAUGACCUUUGGCUGGCUCGUCACCAGCCUGCUCGUCUGGUGGAUGAUCCCGGCCCUCGACUGGCUCGAGUCCCUCGUCGUCGCCGCCUGCGUCACCGCCACCGACCCCGUCCUCGCCUCCUCCGUCGUCGGCAAGGGCAAGUUCGCCAAGCGCGUGCCCAAGCACCUGCGCGACCUGCUCUCCGCCGAAUCGGGUUGCAACGACGGCAUGGCCUUUCCCUUCAUCUACCUGUCGCUCUAUCUCAUCCAGUACCAGCGCAGCGCCAGGGAGGUCAGCUUCCACUUCAUCGUCUACGUCGUGCUGUACGAGUGCAUCUUCGGCGCCGUCUACGGCUUCCUCCUCGGCUACGUUGCCCGCCACGGCAUCCGCUUCGCCGAGUCGCGGGACCUGAUUGACCGCGAGAGCUUCCUCGUCUUCUACUUUGUCGUCGCCCUCUUCUGCGCCGGCUCCGGCAGCAUCCUGGGCCUCGACGAUCUCUUGGUGGGCUUCGCCGCCGGCGUCGGCUUCUCCAACGACGGCUGGUUCGGCAUGAAGACGGAGGAGUCGCACGUCUCCAACGUCAUCGACCUGCUGCUCAACCUGACCUACUUUGUCUAUUUCGGCACCAUCAUCCCCUGGGAGCAGUACAACGACGGCGUCUUCGGCAUGGUGGCCUGGCGUCUCGUCGUCAUUGCCGUCUUCGUCCUGCUCUUCAGGCGCAUCCCCGUCAUGCUGGCCCUCAAGCCCUUCAUACCGGACGUCAAGAACUGGAGAGAGGCGCUGUUUGCCGGCCAUUUCGGCCCCAUUGGCGUCGGCGCCAUCUUUGUCGCCAUGCUCGCCAGGGCCGAGCUGGAGCACUCCGAGCCCGUGCCCCUCGGGGAGAUUCCUCCUCCGGAUUCCCCCCACUACAAGCUCAUCUACCUGGUGUGGCCCAUUGUGACGUUUCUCGUCAUAUCGUCCAUCCUCAUCCACGGAUCGUCCAUCGCCGUCUUCACCCUCGGCAAGCGCAUCAACACCCUGACCCUGACCAUGUCGUACACGGCAGCCCCCGAGGACGGGCCGUCGUGGAUGAAUCGGCUGCCCAGGAUCUCGUCCCAGUCCAGGUCCAUGGCCAAGACCAUGUCGGAGGCGUCGUUUGACGACCUCAAGGAGCCGCCGUCCUUGCCGGCGGGCACCCUGGCACCUCCCACCGGCUUCCUGCGACGACAGAGGGACGAGGACGGCCACGGCCACCACAGCCGCCCCGGGAGCCGCGCCUCUUCUCUCGUUUCCAAGAAGCGGAGGCACAAGAAAUGGGACGACGGAAUCGGACCCGGCGGACCCAUCAGUCAGUCUGCCAUCUUCCCCAACCGGUCUCCUCAACCAGAGACGUCGACCUCGCCGUCGCCGCCCACCGGGGAGCCGGAUUCCACGACUCUGGCCAGCGACGAGCCCCGGGAGAAGCAGGAUGCAGAGGCGGAAAAACAGGCGUGCCAGCCGACAAGUCGCGCGCCCCACGUCAACGUGUACGAUGAGGGCCAUCGGCUGGUCUUUGAAAACGACGACGGCGACGUCAUUGACAUCCAGCCGAGUCCGGAAGAGGACCAAGACACCAAGCCGCCAGGGGCGCAGGACGAGGCCAGAGCGGAUGCGGCGAGACCGGGAGCUGAGCGCUGGGGGCUGGGAGGCCUGCGUCGUAAAGUGAGCGAGUAUUACACGUCGGAAAUGGCCAAACGAAAGGACAAGGGCAAGAGCGAACGACGGCACGAGCCAGCCCGGGCCUACCAGUUUGGCAACGCGAUUAUCGUUGAAGACGAGGAUGGAGAAGUCGUCAAGACGUAUGAGCUUCCGUCGUCGAAAUCCGACAACCAGGGAAGCCAUCUGGUUGGCACCGGCCUGAAAUACCUGGGACUAGGUUCACGUCGACACGAGGACAAGGAUGCAGCGGCAGCGGCCGAAGAGGGCCAAGCCGGGCCAAAAGCGUCGUUCAGGGCUGGCUGGGCUGGCUUUGGCCAACGCGGCGAGGCCGGCAGACGAAAGCAAGCCGCUCAGAAACAGCAGCAGCAGCAGCAGCAGCAGCAGCAGCAGCCGCCGCCGCCGCAGAAGAAGAAACCAGACGGCGUCGAUGACGGCGACGACCAAAAGAUUAGAUUCACCAUUGGCGGGGUAGGCAGGCGCAUGACAAAGGACGACUUCAUCCGCGAAAUGCAGAAGCUGGAUGCUGGCACCCGCAACCAGGUGGUCGACCGCUCCAGCGCCUCGACCGCCAUCAAGUCGGUGGCCAAGAAAGAGCCGCCGCCCGACCCCCAGUCGACCAAGACGCCGCAGGGCCAGGCCCGGGCCGUCGCUGCCGCCGUUCGCGAGCUGCAUGUAGGAAGCGACAGCAGCAGCAACGGCCAAGGCAGCGCUUCAGGCGGCAAGAGCUCGGGCUCGGGCUCGGCGUCGCCCCUGCGCCAGCCGGAGCAGCCUGCCGAACCCCCCCGCGGCAGACGCGACCGUUCGUCGUCGUCGGACCAGGAACCGGCGGAAACGGCCGUGGAACGCCGACGGCGCCUGGCCGCCUUGGCAGGUCAAGCCGAGGGCAGACUCAACAACGACGACACGGGCGAGACGCCGGCCGAGCGACGUCGACGCCAGGCCGCCCUGGGCAUCGGCAGCCUCGCCGCCGAGCAGGACAGCGACACGGAAGAUGAGGGAAUGGAGAGAGUCCCGCCAGCCAGGCGCGGCAUCCGAUUCGCAGAGCCCCAGAGAAAGUGGUGA